AUGGAGUUGGUUCUGGAUGCUAUUCCUCAGAAGAUAUCAGAUGCUAUGAACAAUCGUUUAUGUCAACCGUAUGAAAGAGGUGAGAUUGAGCAGGCUUUAAAGCAGAUGGCUCUAGAUAAAGCUCCAGGAGAGGAUGGGUUCUCUGCGAGAUUUUUCCAAGAGUACUGGUCGGUGGUGGGAGAUGAUGUCAGUGACUUGUGCUUGAGAGUGUUGAAUGAAGGAGCUGAGUUGACUGCCAUUGUGAAUCGCUUGAAAGGAGUACUGCCAGAUGUUAUUUCUCAAUUCCAAAGUGCCUUUGUCCCCGGUCGUUGCAUCCAUGACAAUGUGAUCAUAGCUUUUGAGUUGAUUCAUUCUAUCAAAACUCGACAGACUGGUGACCAGCCGCAUUGUGUUCUUAAGUUGGAUAUUAGUAAGGCAUACGAUCGGGUGGAGUGGGUGUUUCUACAGGGAGUUUUGUCCAAGUUCGGGUUUGAUGAGAAGCUGGUAGAGCUGAUAAUGCGAUGUGUUCGGUCAGUGUCCUUCAGUAUUCUUUGGAAUGGUGAAGCAGUGGGGUUGAUUGAUCCAUCCAGGGGUCUAAGACAAGGCGAUCCUCUUUCGCCUUAUUUGUUCCAAAUGGUGUCAGAAGGUCUUACUGGUUUAUUACAAAAAGCUGAUCAAGAGGGAAUGAUCCAUGGGGUUAAAGCAGCUGUCGAUGCGCCAAUUAUUUCUCACAUGUUAUUCGCUGAUGACAGCUUGCUUUUCGGUAGAGCUGAAAUACAUGAGGCAAUUCAUGUCAAGCAGUGUCUAUUACUUUAUGAGAGUGCUGCUGGGCAAAAAAUUAAUUUCCAGAAAUCUGCAAUUGCUUUUGGUCCGGGACUAGAUGAUCAGACAAAGCUGGAAAUAACUCAGAUGUUAGGAGUGCCAAUGGUGGACUGUCAUGAGAAGUAUUUGGGACUCCCAACCAUAGCUGGUAGAAACAAGAAAGGUAUGUUCAAGAGAAUUAAUGAGAGACUGGACUUUCAUUUACAGGGAUGGCAGUCGAAGUUACUUUCUAAAGCUGGAAAAUUUGUGCUGGUAAAGGCAGUUGCACAAGCUAUUCCUACAUACUCUAUGUCAGUUUUCAAGCUUCCCAAGGGUGUUUGUUGUAAGUUUCAAUCCAAGGUGGCGAAGUUUUGGUGGGGCAAAAAAGGGAAUAAGAGGGGUAUUCAUUGGUGCAAAUGGGAUCUGUUAUGCCGUAAUAAGAAGGAAGGUGGACUGGGGUUCAGAGAUUUGGAGGGUUUUAACCAAGCCCUAUUAGCAAAGACAGUUUGGAGAAUUGUGUUACAUCCAGACUCGAUAAUUAACAGAGUGCUUCAUGCUAAAUAUGUACGCAACGGUGAUUGGGCAGCUGCAGGAGUGCGGGUAAAGCCUUCCUUUGUCUGGCAGGGAUUGGUAUGGGGGAAAGAUCUUCUGUGUGUUGGUAUAAGGUGGAGGAUAGGUUCUGGAGACCUAGUUAAAAUUUGGGGAGAUAAAUGGCUUGCAACUCCUUGGUCCUUUAAGGUAGUAACUCCUUGCUUUAUGGAUCCAAAUGCAAGGGUCAGCCAGCUUAUGAGCCAACCAGGUAUGUGGGAUAUGAAUUUUAUCAAGCAACAUUUUCUUCCUGUUGAUGUGGAAAAAAUAUUAACUGUUCCUUUAUGUGAUGGGAAUGGAGGGAAUGUUGCUGUAUGGCACUUUCGUGAUGAUGGACGGUUCUCUGUUAAAUCUGGAUAUUGGUUUGGGAUGGAAAUGAAGAGGUUAGAGAAGGGAUCGAGUAGUGGUAGUGGGCAUGUUAAUUCAAACUCCAUUAAUAUUUGGAGUCUCAUCUGGGACCUAUUAGUUCCCAAUAAAGUCAAGUUGUUCUUAUGGAGAACUUGCCAUGCCUUUCUACCUUGUGUUGAGUGCUUGUUUAAGCGCAAGAUCUGUUCUCAUAGUGGCUGUGGGAGACAUGGGGAAGGAGAGGAAACGGUGGUUCAUAGUUUGUGGUGUUGUCGUGUGGCUAAAAAAGUGUGGAAAUGUACAUUCUGGAGAGGGGUGUCUAAAAGUUGGCAGAUUUCUAGCUUUGCUGAUUUAUUUGGCUUGGUAGCUAUGGAGGGGAAUAUCAAAAAUACUGAAUUGUUUGCUCUUAUUUGCUGGUGGUUAUGGAAGGACAGAAAUGAGGUCUUUCAUGGGAAAAAAGGCCUUGAGCCUAGGCAGAUUGUGGAGAAAUGCUUGGAGUGGCAAUGUGAAUUUUCUGGAGUAAUGUUGAGAAGGAAAAAUCUUCAGAUGGGAGGGGGUAAUGGUGCUGAAGUGCAGCAAAGUCAUGGAGAGAGGUGGGGAGAACUAGUACGCAUGAGCAGGCUGCCAAAUUUGUUAAGUGAUAAUGGGGAGCUGAUGGGAGCCAUUUCUGUGCCUAUGGAAGCUGUUCUCAAACCCCACAUCAUCGAAGCUUUAGCACUUUGGCAUGGGAUGAAAUUGUGUAGACAAAUGGGGGUAUCAAAGUUGGUGAUUGCAGGAGAUGCGGUCAAUGUGAUCAAUGCAAUUGGUAGGAAUGUACUUGAUUUGAGCGAUAUUGGAGGAAUUAUGGAUGCAGUUCGUAGGAUGAAGGCAGAGUUUGAAUGGGUGUCCUGGAAACAUGUGCGUAAGCGCCAAAACGGGAUUGCUCACACUCUUGCUCGACAUGCUUUGAAGAUGGUCCAGUCUAUGUUUUGUUAUGAUUCAGGGCCCCCAUGGCUCCAUGAAGUUAUUGUUGCUCAUAGUAGAAGCUAG
Molecule: messenger RNA, 2742 nt
Organism: Fragaria vesca subsp. vesca
Lineage: Eukaryota; Viridiplantae; Streptophyta; Magnoliopsida; Rosales; Rosaceae
Exons: 3
Coding region: 1-2742 (913 amino acids)
Source: RefSeq, a predicted model, not a curated record